GAGCUGACUCUGUAUAUAGGACAGCCGUAGAUCGGAGUUGUGGAAGGUAUCAGCAGCGCGCAGAACACUCUACUAAAGCUGAACCUUAGAGAGCAGAGGCCGCUGGAAUCGAUCAGGACCCGAAGAGCUGCGGGAUCAGGACAGUCCGGAGACAGAGAGAUCAGCACCAGGGACAGCGGGGUCACUGAGAACAUUGCAGAACACACCGGGGGCAACUGUGCCGGGCAUAACUACAUCUCCCAUCUCUGUAUGGAUGUCAAGGUGGCCCCCAACGGGGUGGCAACGAUUGAAGACAGGAUCUUAAGGAUCACAGGAUACUAUGGGUACUACCCGGGCUACUCCAGCCAGAAACAUACAUCACAAUCUUCUGUUUCCCGAUGUCUGUCUGGAAUUCCUUACCCCAACUCAUGCAAUAACAGCAAAAAGAAAAUUUGCCGUAUAUCAUCAACUGAAGAAACAUCCUCUAUGGUUGAAAUGGAAAGUAGAUGUGCCCGUGGAAAUUAUGAGCAGAACAGAUCCAACAUGGGGCAGAUCAGUUCAGGAGGUGAAGGAGCACAAGCAAGCACAGAAAGUGGUCCAGAAAAUCACGAAAAAUCCCGAUGCCAAGCAUGCACCUCUAUGUUUCUUAAAAUUGUAUGGGGAGUACUUAUUAUUCUUUCUGUGUCAUUCUCCUGGGUUGGAACUACGCAGAUUGUCAAAAUUACAUACAAGAAUUUCUACUGUCCCUUCUUCAUGACCUGGUUCUCAACAAAUUGGAACAUUAUGUUUUUCCCAGUGUAUUAUUCUGGGCACCUAGCAACAGCACAAGAAAAGCAGUCACUUCUCCAAAAAAUCAGGGAAUCCAGUCGUAUAUUCGGAGAAGAUGGUCUGACCAUUAAACUUUUUCUUAAAAGAACUGCCCCCUUUUCCAUUUUAUGGACCUUGACAAAUUACCUGUACCUGCUGGCCCUCAGGAAGCUGACAGCCACUGAUGUCUCUGCUCUCUUCUGCUGUAAUAAGGCCUUUAUGUUCUUACUCUCAUGGAUUGUGCUGAAAGACAAGUUUAUGGGCCUACGGAUAGUGGCUACUAUUAUGGCUAUAACGGGAAUUGUCAUGAUGGCAUAUGCAGAUGGUUUCCAUGGUGACUCAAUCAUUGGAGUGGCUCUUGCUGUGGGAUCUGCCUCAGCAUCAGCAUUAUACAAGGUAUUGUUUAGGAUGUUUCUUGGAACAGCAAACUUUGGUGAAGCCGCACACUUCUUUUCCACAUUAGGAUUCUUUAAUUUAAUUUUUAUUUCCUGCACUCCAAUAAUCCUGUAUUUUACCAAAGUAGAAUACUGGUCAUCAUUGUCUUCUCUGCCUUGGGGUUAUCUUUGUGGGAUUGCUGGUCUCUGGUUAGCUUUUAACAUAUUAGUAAAUGUUGGAGUUGUCCUGACGUAUCCAAUUCUAAUUUCAAUUGGCACCGUUCUCAGUGUCCCGGGCAAUGCUGCCAUUGACCUACUUAAACAUGAAGUUAUUUUCAGUGUUGUUCGGCUCGGGGCAACUAUUAUAAUUUGCAUUGGGUUUUUGCUAAUGCUUCUUCCUGAAGAAUGGGAUGAGAUAACGCUACGAUUCAUCAAUAGUCUCAAGGAAAAAAAAUCCGACGAGCACACAGAGGAAGUUGCAGAGUCCACUGUGCACACGCGAAGUAGAAGCAGAGCUAACGGCACCGUCUCUAUACCUCUAUCUUAACACCACCAUCAUCUCAAUGCACGUGAAUGUAUAUUCUGUGAAUAUAAUUUAAUUAUUUCACUAAUUGUAAUGUAAAAUGACAGUAUUAAUCUUCAACAAAUUCUAAGUUAAAAUGUUUACAUUUAUACACGUACGUGUAAAUAAACAUAAUAAAGUUUUUCUA
Messenger RNA from Spea bombifrons (plains spadefoot toad), 1870 nucleotides. It is a transcript of the gene SLC35F4, whose product is annotated as solute carrier family 35 member F4. Gene Ontology annotation, cellular component: membrane. Lineage: Eukaryota; Metazoa; Chordata; Amphibia; Anura; Pelobatidae. Bases 250 to 1707 code for a protein of 485 amino acids. The transcript is spliced from 8 exons. The record is from RefSeq and is a predicted model, not a curated record.